Anolis sagrei ordinatus is the source of this 2366-nucleotide messenger RNA. Lineage: Eukaryota; Metazoa; Chordata; Lepidosauria; Squamata; Anolidae. The record is from RefSeq and is a predicted model, not a curated record.
UUGCCUCAUAUUUUUCCCGCCAGUGGGCAGACACUUUCAUUGUUUCCCUGCACAACUUCUUGAGUGUCGUCUUUCAGUGCAUGCCUGUGCCAGUAAUCUUGAAUUUUGAGACAGAAUGUCAAAGAAGUAAUCUCCUACAGGAAGAAAAUGAAAUCUUACGCCAGAAGGCAGAGCACUCCCGGCUCAAGAAAGAGGAACAGCAGCAGCAACAACAAGAGGAGGAGGAAUUGAUACUCCAACACAAGCUUCCUUCUUAUGUGGCAAACAUGGACCAUCUGGGGGAUACAGAACUUGACAUGACAUGUAGCCAAAGGAACACAGCUCAUUCUCUCCAGGCCCGAGGGGGGUUCCUGUCUUCCUUGUUGUCUCAAGGCAAAAAAGGGGCGUCUAGAGCUUCACAGACAACAGGAAUCGCACCAACGCAGACCGUCCUGACUCCUCCAGGGAAGAAAGAGCAGUCGAGCCAACAGAGCAUCAAAGGGAAGGAAACGUCAAUCAGCUGCAGGGAAUCCAAAAGUCAUUUCAGUAGCCUGGUGACAACAGAGUCCAGCUCAGUCCAACAGCGUCAGAGGCGCCUGCAGGACCACGGGAAGGAAAGGAAAGAGCUCUUGUCCAAAACAACGUCCCAGGGCCAGAAUAUUGAGCGGAAGAGUGAACCUAUUUCUACUGAACAAGACCCAUCCCCUGAAAUGCCACCUGAACAAGCCGAAACCCUGACAAAAGCUUUUGGGUCUAGCAGCGAUGCUGGAACCAUCAGACAGGAACAGCCAUUCAUUGUCUUAAGCCAGGAAGAGUAUGGCGAACACCACUCGUCCAUCAUGCAUUGCCGGGUUGAUUGCUCUGGUCGAAGAGUGGCCAGCCUGGAUGUGGAUGGAGUCAUCAAGGUCUGGUCUUUCAACCCCAUGAUGCAGACAAAAGCUUCCUCCAUUUCGAAGUCUCCCCUACUCUCCUUAGAAUGGGCAACCAAACGGGAUAGAUUGUUGUUGCUGGGUAGUGGAGUUGGAACUGUUCGUCUUUAUGACACUGAGGCAAAGAAGAACCUUUGUGAAAUCAGUAUUGAUGAAGAUAUGCCCAGGAUCCUCUCCCUUGCGUGUAGCCCAAGCGGGGCUUCCUUUGUGUGUUCGGCAGCAGCGUCUGGCCUUGUCAACCAGCUAGACUACACAGCUCCCGAUUCUGGAGGGAAAGGCGCAAAUCAAGUCCCAGGGAAACUGCUUCUCUGGGACACGAAAACCAUGAAGCAGCAGCUCCAGUUUUCCCUUGAACCAGAGCCCAUUGCUAUAAACUGCACAGCCUUCAACCACAAUGGGAAUCUGUUGGUCACUGGAGCAGCGGAUGGCGUCAUCCGUCUCUUUGAUAUGCAGCAGCAUGAAUGUGCAAUGAGUUGGAUGGCCCAUGAUGGGGAGGUGUAUUCAGUUGAAUUCAGCUAUGAUGAGAAUGCUGUUUAUAGUAUUGGAGAAGAUGGGAAGUUUAUUCAAUGGAACAUUCACAAAAGUGGCUCGAAAGUGUCUGAAUAUGCCCUCCCCAGAGAUGCCACCGGUCCUUUUGUGUUGUCUGGCUACAGUGGAUACAAGCAAGUCCAGUUCCCGCGUGGACGUCUUUUUGCCUUUGACUCUGAGGGAAACUACAUGCUGACCUGCUCUUCCACUGGAGGUGUUAUCUACAAGCUGAAUAGCAAUAACAAGGUCCUGGAGAGCUGCCUCUCCCUCGGCGGUCACAGGGCCCCGGUGGUCACAGUGGACUGGUGCACAGCUAUGGAUUGUGGGACCUGCCUGACAGCCUCUAUGGAUGGGAAGAUCAAACUAACCACUCUUCUGGCACAGAAGUCUUAAGGGAGACUGCAGUGCUAGAAAAGCACAAGAUACGGACUUGGGGUGGGAAUCAGGAGUCGACCAGUAUUAACCAUUUAGAAUCAAGCAGCUGCAGAGAGGAAAGAGAAAUCCAACCACUUGUCUUAACGUUGCUUUCCCCUCUAGGUCAGAAACCUUUUUACAAAAAAGAUGUUGAUGCCAAACCACUGCCAGUUAAGAGUUUCAGUUACAGUAGUUCCCUCAAAUAAGGGAUGCUCUUAUCAGGCAUGCACUGAUCCCAAACUCCUUUUGAAGAGGACCAACACGGAAAGAGAAAGAAAGAAAGAAAGAAAGAAAGAAAGAAAGAAAGAAAGAAAGAAAGAAAGAAAGAAAGAAAGAAAGAAAGAGAAAGAAAGAUUUUUUCCCCCCUUGGGCCUGCCGAACUACGUGGACAUAACGCUCCAGGACUAUUUUGAGAGGUGGGUGCAGAUUUGCAUUGGUUCCAGCAAAGGGGGCAGGGAAGCCCAGCAGUAUUCUGUCUGUUCCUGCAUUUCUUAUGAAAAUAAAUAUUGGACUGCA